Messenger RNA from Esox lucius (northern pike), 3253 nucleotides. It is a transcript of the gene hoxb4a, whose product is annotated as homeobox B4a. Gene Ontology annotation, biological process: embryonic skeletal system morphogenesis; regulation of transcription by RNA polymerase II; anterior/posterior pattern specification. Gene Ontology annotation, cellular component: nucleus. The transcript has 2 exons. Gene Ontology annotation, molecular function: DNA-binding transcription factor activity, RNA polymerase II-specific; RNA polymerase II cis-regulatory region sequence-specific DNA binding. Bases 1157 to 1909 code for a protein of 250 amino acids. Lineage: Eukaryota; Metazoa; Chordata; Actinopteri; Esociformes; Esocidae. The record is from RefSeq and is a predicted model, not a curated record.
AAGUCAUCGAUGGAAACCAACGACAGCCAGCGGUUUAUUAAUUAAAACAGAACAAAAUGUUUGUAGUUCUACUAAAAGGCCAAAUUGUCUCACGCAGGGACUAUAUUUUGUUGUUGUGUUUCAUUACACAAUUGUAGUAUUUAAGCGCACAUUGGAUAAAAUAGGUUUAAUGUCAAUCUUUCAAGUGCUUGUGAUUUGCUUGUCUUCUUCUGAAGGGAGUUUUCACCGGGUCGCCAUAGAAACGGUCAAUUUGGACGACAAAGGCGUUUUAUCGCGUGAUCACUAAUUGUGCAUGUGAGCCUUAUAUUUAAUGGGUAAGGAUAAUGCAGUACUGAUAAGAAAGAUAGCAUGCAUUUGGUUGGCAAUGCAAGGGCGCAUUGUCUGAAUUACUAUGCAAGGUGUGUAAAUUGGUGUGCAGGAUAAACGUGGUCUUUAGUGGUGGGGGGGACUGACGGUAGACUCGCUUUAAUGCAAAGGUCUAGCUGUGAUUUAGGAGGCUUUGUAACCUGAAUUAGUUGAUGAAUUUUCUAUCGAUCCUAAACAAGCCCAGAUUCAUCUCUGACAGCCUUCCCCAGCACGCAGCGCACGCCAGGGCAUUCUCUCGCCGUUAUUAGCAGUGCAUUUAAAAGCUUGGCAAGGACGAACACGGGGCAUCACUUUCCCAGCACUUGUUUUUAAAUGCUCUAACCAAAAGAAACAAAUAAAAUUCGAGGAAUUAUAGCUUGACUGUGGAGUUCCACGCGCAACACUUCUUGUUUCUCUACCGUGUAAUGAAAUGGGGAGAUGAGGGGGCUGGCUUGUUCCUCUGCUCUGUAGACCGUUUGAAAACUGGUAUGUGUUUCUGGCGUGUGUACUUCGGUUUGUUAUUGUUGUGAUUCUCUCGCUUGCUUAUCUCGAGCGUGCCAUCGUGUAAAAAGAAUGCAACAUUCGAAUACCACAAAGUCUGCCCAGAUGAUGUGCGGGGUCGGUGACUGCUAUGCCUAAUCCUAUUUCCUUAUCCGGGAAUCGUCAGGAUCCACGCCAUUGGCUCCCGCUGUCACAUGGAUUCUUAACUUUGUUCACUUGACAGAAAGUAGGAGGGUUCAACGAAACAGGAAAACGAGUAAAGCGAUAGAUAUACAUUUUAGUAUAUUUUGUGUGCAAUUCAAAGAAAUUAAUGGCCAUGAGUUCCUAUUUGAUCAACUCCAACUAUGUGGACCCCAAAUUUCCACCCUGCGAGGAAUAUUCACAGAAUGACUACCUACCCAGUCACUCUCCGGACUACUACAGCGCCCAGAGGCAAGAGCCAGCGUUUCAGCAUGAGUCGAUCUACCACCAGCGGUCGGGCUGCGCCGACCCUCCUUACACGACGUGCCAGGGUCCGGGGCAGCCCGCGGUGGUGAUGUCUCCACGGGGUCACGUCCUCCCCCAAGCCGGACUCCCAACCCCUCUCCCGGAGCCUAGCCACCAUUGCGACUCGGUAACUCCAAGCCCUCCACCCGCAUGUGGCCAAAAUCCCCUCAACCAAAGCCCGUCCACGGUCAGCUCUCGCAAGGAUCCGGUGGUUUACCCCUGGAUGAAAAAAGUCCACGUAAACAUCGUGAAUCCAAAUUACACAGGGGUGGGUGAACCCAAGCGCUCGCGGACGGCCUACACGAGACAGCAAGUCCUGGAGCUGGAGAAGGAGUUCCACUAUAACCGCUAUCUGACCAGAAGACGCAGAGUGGAGAUCGCGCACACCCUGUGUCUCUCUGAGCGCCAGAUCAAAAUCUGGUUCCAGAACAGGCGGAUGAAAUGGAAGAAGGACCACAAGUUGCCCAAUACCAAGAUCCGGUCCAACAGUAACUCCAACAACACAAACUCGCAAAGCACCGGCCUUGCGCUGGGGAGCUCUCAGAACCGAACCAGCGGGCCUCCAGCGAGCCUAUAGCCUCCCCCCUUUAUCCGUUCACCCACCAUGCACUUUGAAACCCGUUUCUGAAGUGGGAUACACGGAUUCCACCAUGUUUGACCUACCCUCUUCUAUUCAAUUACAGGGAUCUAACAUGAGAGGGAGAGGACGGGGAGUAAAUGGGCAGAAGAGAAUAUGUAGGGGAGAAGACUCAUACACUUCCAAUAGUGUGGUCGAGGCCUGAUCCAGUUCCCUUUUUUAUUCCCUGCCUCUCUCCAUCUCUCUCUCGUUUCUCUCUUUCCCUCUCCCCCUCCAUUACAACAGAAGGCGGUAGAUAGUUUUCAGAUUUGGUGAAGAUGGAUCCGUGUUUCAUCUUUAAUCAUGCCGAACUCGGCCCCAUUUGUCAUGUUUACUCUGCGGUACAAAGGACGAACCAUGGGCCUUCCUAUUACCGCGACGUCCAACGUUGUGUUUAAUAAAUGAGACCCUUUUUUUCGCCAAGAGUGGUUUUCUUACUCCCUUUUCUCUCCACACUACCCAAAAAAAUACACCGAAUAUGUUCUCCAAACAUGAAGUUUUUUUGUAAGAGAAAAUAUAGCUGAUUCUCAGUUUUAGUAUUUGUUUAUCGAACCCAACUAUAUCAAGACUGACAACGAUUUGUGAGGUCCGUCGGUAGCUUGUUUUUGCAGGGACUUUCUCUUUGUUUCAAUGGCAGAAAGACAGUGUGCAUUCGAACAAAAGAGGUUAAACCACAAGGGAUAGUCCUUUCAGUGGAAUGAUAACGCUGGACUUAUAGAAACAUAUGAACCAAAACCUGGUACAAACCUACCUAAGCAUUAUAAACAGCACUACGUUGUACUCAAACUUACCUCAAUUGUACUCGUGUUCAUUAUGUUCUUGCCUUGUGUUAUGAAGUGACAGGUUUGAGCAAAUUUUAUGGCAAGUAUCUGCAAUACGAACAUAUCCAUUUCUUGUAAGUGAAAUGUAAUUUAAGCAUUUGUGUUGGCCAGGGUUGUAAAGACAAAAAAGGUGCGUAUAUUGCAUGACUGAAUACAAAUUUAUUUUAUAUUUUAUCUUUCUCUAUCUGUUUUUCUUUCUUUGCACAUGAACAUGCGCACACACUCUUCCUCUGUCCUUUCUCCCCCUCACGCUUACUUUUCACCCUAUGUCAUUUGGGGUACAUUUUUUUUUCUCACGUUUUUCACGUGUCUUUUUUAUUUACAUUCCAAAGAUCAGUCCUUUCGCUGAUAACGUCGAAAUUGUAUUUUUUUCUUCAUCCAUAUUUGUAUGUUGCAGUUGUUCCUGCUUCUUCUCCUCACUGUCUACCUAUUAUUUGUAAAUAGCUAUAGAAAUUUAAUAAAUGGCUGAAAAAGCAUAAUUCUA